Salvelinus namaycush (lake trout) is the source of this 6827-nucleotide messenger RNA. It is a transcript of the gene atxn1a, whose product is annotated as ataxin 1a. Gene Ontology annotation, cellular component: nucleus. NCBI's taxonomy places the organism in Eukaryota, Metazoa, Chordata, Actinopteri, Salmoniformes, Salmonidae. Gene Ontology annotation, biological process: negative regulation of transcription by RNA polymerase II; nervous system development. Bases 1011 to 3509 code for a protein of 832 amino acids. The record is from RefSeq and is a predicted model, not a curated record. The transcript is spliced from 3 exons. Gene Ontology annotation, molecular function: RNA binding; protein binding.
UCCUCAUUCUCUCUUCUCUCCACAGUAUGUCACCUUCCCUUCCUCGUUCUAUCUCAAUCCCUCCCUAUCCCUCCCUCCCCUCCUCCCUGUCUCCCUCUCUCCUUGUGAGUGUAGUGUGGGCAACCUGCCAGCUGGCGUGCAUGUUUUUUGAAUGAAUACCUGAUGAAGUUGGUGGAGGGAGGCGUGGGAGGAGCCGUGUCUGUGUGUGUGUGUGCUCUGCUCUCUUCUACGGAGCACACCCCUCUCCACCAGGACUCUGUUUGGGAUUUUCCGCUUCGUUCCGGGUGGAGGGAGAGAGAGAAAGAAAAAGAGUGUGAGAGAGAGAGGCACCCUCUAGGGCUUUUUGUAAGAGAGAAGGACAGUGUGAGCUAAGAAGAGAGAGAGGGAGAGUGAGAGGCAGAGAGAGAGUGAGAGAGAGAGUGACAGUGAGAGUCAGGCUGGUAGCAUGCAGCAGGAGAAGGCUACUCCAGAAGGCUACUCCAGACACACUGGUUCCCGCUGCCAUCCAGGAGGCUAGCUCUCAGAGGGAAAUGAUUCCGCAUGAAGUUGACGGACGGCUCUCUUCCUCUCUCCACGGAAACGGCAGGUGUGACUCUCGCUGCUCCCACGGCAACAGCAGGUGUGCCCCUCUCUGCUUCUCGCUGAGCCAGAGCCAGGCGCCCGACAGACGCUGAGCUACAGGACAGGACAGACCCCCUCCGUCCCUCUCUACUCCCUCCACCCUACCCCCUCUAACUUACCCCCUACUCCCUCUAACUUACCCCCUCCAACCUUCCAGUCCUCUGACCCCAGCCACCCAUACAACCAGCAGGAGGGCCUAUUCUGUCAACGAGGAAAAGCCAAGAGACAGAGAGAGAGUGAGGGAGACAGCCAAAGACAGGAGUGAAAUAGAGAGUGAAUGAGGGAAAGACCGAGAUAGGAACAGAAAGAGAAUUCUAAAGUGACAGUGUGAGAGAGACAAGCCAAGGCUAGUGUAUGUCACAGGAAGUUGAGAGAGAAAAGAUAACAGUAUGAAGUCCAACCAGGAGCGCAGCAACGAGUGUCUGCCCCCCAAGAAGAGAGAUUUCCCAGCCAGCACUGUGGACGAGAGGCCCCUGGUGAUGGCGCCUGCCAGUGAGAGCCAGCGCGGAGAGAACCUGGCAUGGCUGGCCAGCGUAGCCAGCGGGCACAACAGCGGGCACGAUAGAGACAGUGGCGGAGGUGGCCUCGAUGGCAGUAGAGGUGGGCAGCGUAUCAGCACUCCCAUUGAGUCUGACGGGCCACAGUACAAACCGCUAUGCUCCACCAUCACCACGCACACAGACUUCCUGGUCCCUUCCUCUAUCUGUUCCAUCUCCUCCUCCUCCUCUUCAUCACAUCAGUCCAGAGUGGUGACCACAUCCCUCCCUGCCAUGUACACCUCUGCUUUGUCCCAACCAGGGGGGACGAUCCAGUACACCCAGCUGCCCCCCAACCUCCAGUUCAUCAGUUCCCCUUACACAGGCCCCUACGCUGGCUACAUCUCCUCCCAGCUCCUCUCUCCCCCUCCACCCACCUCCACAUCCCAACGCUCCCACCCUGACCCUGACCCCUACCCCAACACCACCAUCACCUCCCAGUCCCAGAUCUCUGGUUCCUCUCUGAGCGUGGCCCCCCAGACUGCUCCCUCGCCCCACGGUGGGACACACCACCUGCCCCUCCACCUGCACUCCCAUCCCCACCACACACUGGCCCUCAGCGGGGGCUCCCAGGUGCUGGUCCAGUACACAGGCCCCGGCCCUGAGGGGCCCCUGACUAAGAGAGAGGAGGGCCGGCCCAGGGAGUUGCACAAUGGAGAUCAGAGGGGCCGCUAUGAGAGAAAGGAAAGCAAAGGAACCCCCUCCUCUUCUUCCUCCUCUUCCUCUCAGUACCACCAACUCCACCAGCAGCAGAGCGCACAGCAUCACUAUGAGGCCUACACCUCCCAUGAUGCAUCAGGGCUAAGGACCUCUCUAAUGCUAGUGCCCAACAGCCGCGGAGGACCAGACAACCACAGCCCCGACAAACUACCGCCAUCCGCCGCCUCGCACACAGAGAAAGGCAGCCUCCUCCUGGGUAAACCUGUGUCCUGCACCCCCUCCUCCUCCUCCUCCACCUCCUCCAUGUUCACCUUCCCCCCUCCGCUCAGUGUGGAGAGUCUGAAGGCGGCCGUCAGCUCCCUGUCCCCUCACACCCACACAGUCAUCCAGACCACACACAGCGCCAGCGAUGCUUCGCCCCUCUCCCUGGGCCAACUCUCCACCAACACCAACUUCUACCAGGCUGGCCCCGGCGGGCAGCCCAUCAUCGGCUACCUGGCUGGGAGUGCAGGAGGGCAGCGGUACCACACCAGUCUGCCCCAGCACCUGCUCAUCCCAGGGGCCCCAGGGUCUCAACCUAUCAUCAUCCCCGUCAGUGGGGCCGGGGUCACCAGCCUGGAGGCUGGCCAUGCUGCCCACAUAGCCACUACAACCCAACCACAGUCCUUCCCCACCACGCUACCCCACACUUACGUCACCAACACUACCAACCCUAACCCCAACCCUAAAGAUGAGCAUCUAUUCGAGGUCCCGGCACCCUAUCCCCCUCUCUCCCACCCUGCCGGGGUUGGAGGUACUGUGGUCCAGGCCCAGCUACACCUCCCCGUGGUCCCAGCUCCCACGGCCCCCUCCUCAGCCCCCUCCUCGGCCCCGUCGCUGCCUUCCUACUUCAUCAAGGGCUCUAUCAUCCAGCUGGCGGACGGGGAGCUGAAGCGCGUGGAGGACCUGAAGAGUGAGGACUUCAUCCAGAGCGCUGAGAUCAGCAGCGAGCUGAAGAUAGACUCGUCCACCGUGGAACGCAUCGACGGCAGCCACACCUCCAACUUCGCCAUCGUACAGUUCUCCGUGGGCGAGCAUCGCGCUCAGGUGAGUGUGGAGGUGCUGCUGGAGUAUCCCUUCUUCGUAUUCGGUCAGGGCUGGUCAUCGUGCUGCCCGGACCGGACCACUCAGCUGUUAGAACUACCCUGCACCAAGCUCUCAGUGGGGGACGUCUGCAUCUCCCUCACCCUGAAGAACUUGAGGAACGGCUCCCUGAAGAAGACGCAGCAGACCCAGAACCAGGCUAUUGAGAUCACUACCAGCUGCAAUAUGGGCUCCAUCCACGGCCCCCUCAAAUCCUCCAGGUCAGCCAGACACGGGGAGCAAGAGAACGGGGUGGGCCAGAGGGGCUCCAGGAGUGGAUGUGGGAGAGUGGUGGUUGGAGCAGGUGGAGGUGUUCAGAUCGCCUCAGAGAAUGGGGAACUGAGGUUCGGCGCCGGGGGAGAGGCCAACUCGAAAAGAGGCCAGCCUAGAGAUUCAGAAUCCAGUGGUGGUGCCGCCAAGCCGGUGAGCCGCAAGAGGAGAUGGUCGGCCCCGGAGGGCCGUAAGGUGGAGAGGAGCGAGAAGGAGCCCCCGUUGACUCUGCCCAAACCUUCCUUUAUCACUCAGGAGGUAAAGAUCAGCAUCGAAGGCAGGUCAAAUAUAGGCAAGUAGUGAAGGCAGGAGAUUAAAACAAGACUGUUAAUUCAAAUAUGGGAUUGGAUGGAGAUUCAAAAAAAAAAAAGAAAGAAAGAAAGCCCACAUAAAAUUUUAAUUUUAAUUUUUUCCUUGUUUUUAUUUUCUUCCCGGAUUUCUGUACUGUAGGCAAAAUUUUACCCAGUACUUACAUGUUAUCACCUUACAUUAAGUUAAGUUGGUAAUAACAUUGUAAUAGAUGCGUUCGGUAUUACGUAAACAAGCAACCGGUGCAAUUGUUUUGUUUUUUUUCCCACAAAUCUCUGGGCGAGGGGUUUUGUGAAGUUUUGUAGAUGUUUUAUUGGUGGUUUUGUGGCACACAAGAGCACUGCGUGAUACCUCUCUGGUCAUGUGAUGGCUGCAGGUGGACAAAUACAUAAAAUGAAUAAAACAUGUAGCUUAAAACAUUAGCUUUCCAAUAGCGGCUAGGGGCAUGACUAAACGGGUGUAAUGUAGACCCGUGAGUGAUGUCACUUCCUUUGUGAUGUCACUUCCUGAUACAGGCACUACUGACGAGAGUGUUCAGGAAGUCUGGACUUAAUCACUCUCGACGCCACCCAGUUGCCAUGGUGGCAGACUGAGUUGAUAUGAUGUCAUUUAUCCCAAGUGACUCAAGACGUCUUUAGAUAAGACAGUUCAAAAAGCGUCUGUAGCCAUUUUAAACCCUCAUGACUACACAUCUAAUCCUAAACAAGGGGUCACCGGAAGCCUCGACACUCAUCCAUCUAGACCACUUAGCUAGGUGAUGUCAUCCGGCAGGCCAGUCCAGCCAGGUGAGGUCAUCGAGCGGCGCCAGUCCAGCCAGGUGAGGUCAUCGAGCGGCGCCAGUGUGCCUCUAGAAAGAGGAAACUCUUCCUUCCUUUGUUAUGUUUUGCUGACACUGAUGUCUUUAUGUUAUUAUUUUUGUUUUUGAAAAAAAUUUAUUUUAACUUUUUAAUUUAGUUUUUCUUGUCAAUUUUGACCUUUCAUCCUAUCUUGCCCAGUGAGUUGAUAAUGAUAUAUUUGAUGAUUGUCUAGAACUUUGAGAUCAGGGGUCACAUGUAUGUACGUAUAGUUUCAACCAAGGUGGUUAAGUUAAAUGUCUAUGUUAUUCCUUUAUACCCUAACAAUGCAUACAUUUGCAAUCACACUGGGUUGAAAUGAACUAUGAAAAUAGGAAGAUGAUUAUACUCCAUCCUUUUACUUGGUGCAACCUUUUUAUUUGUAUUCUUAUGGAGAGAGAGGCAGAAAGAAAGAGGUUUUGUUACAAAUGGCACCCUAUUUCAAUAUAGUGCACUACUUUUGACCAAGGCCCUAUCUCUAUGAGCCCGGGUCAAAAGUAGUGCACUAUGUAGGGAAUAGGUUGCCAUUUGGGACUCUGUCAGAAAGUCAGUGUUGAGUCUUUAGAGAGGAGAGGGACAGGAUGUUGUGUUGAAGCACUUUCAUUUGCACACCUGUCACACUCACCAACUGAUGAUAACACAACUAUUAUUAUUAUUAUUAUUAUUGAUCUCUUCAUUAACACAGUACUGUAUGUUUUUGUUAUUUUGACUUAAGGAAGAAGUAGAACUCUGUGGCAGCAGCACUUUUGAACGAUGAAGGGGGUCAUGAUGGUGUCUUGGUGUCUUGGGGUCACAUUACCUUUGAAAGGGAUGAAUGUGACAUGUGAUGGAGUGAGUGCCAGUUAGGAGAGGGAGGGAAAGAGAGAAGAGGAAUAUAGAAGAAGGUAUAAUAUCAGAGAGUGCUUUUUGUUGAGGCACUUUACUCAAAUCAAAACAUGCUUUUCAAAAUAUGCGUGUGGUCAAAAAAUUUACUUUUCGACACGUAACUGCCUUGUCAAGGAUAUCAAAGGUCAAUGAAAUCCAGAAGAAGAAUGGUAAAGAAUGGGAAUAACUGUGGGAAUGUCCAGGUAUGUUGUGGACGAGAUUGAGAGACAUUUAUAGACGCUCUGGCCACAGAAUAUCUGAAGGGCGUCAUAUACAUAAUGUAUGUAUGCAAGUGUGCAUGAAUGCAGGUAUGUGUUAGUGCACACACACUCACAAGAGCACACACACUCACACGGACACACACACGGAAUACAGUACCCACACAGACAGGCACUCUCCUAAAGGAGAGGAUUGUAUGUAUUUCAUACUUGUUGAUAUACGUUUAGUAUGUAUACAAAUACUUUUGUGGCAUAGAUAUUUCCACUUGAUGAUAUAGAGAAGCCAAGAGAUUUGAGUAGCAGACGAAGAUGAUAGUUAGUCUCAGUGCUCUGUGCAGUGUGUGUUUGUUGGUGUGUGUGUGUGUGUACGUGUGUUUGGAUAUGUGUAUAGAAAUAUCAUAUAACUUAAUAUGAUAUAUCCAAUGUAAAAUGUCCAGUGUUUCUGUUUUUGGAGUUCUACUUAAGAGAAACUUGCAAUUUGCACAUCUGGAGAGGUAGUCAGUUGGGUGACAUUACUUUUUGACUGUGUUCAAAAUAUACUUUUCUCUAUAUAGUGCACUGGCCAAAAGUAGUGCACUAUAUAGGGAAUAGGAUGCCAUUUCAGACACAACUAUGUUUUCCGCUAGGUUGCACACACACACAGAACUGAAACCCCAUUUUACUGAAUUGUAGCAGUUAUUUAACAAGUGUGAUCCAUGCUGAUUGUCUCCAAUGCUCUCUGCUCUGCUCCUCAUUGGACCACACCUGUGGCAUGUCCAAGUCCCGCCCACUUGUUGCGUGUUUGGUUGAGAGACAUUGUGGAGACGGGGGCGGGGCCACCAGCAGGUACACCUGUUGAGCUCUCUGAUUGGCCGCGAUUUUCAGGUGUGUUUAGGUGGUAGAAGAUGUGGCAGAGAACUAGAAGUAUGUAGAAGUUGCUUCUAACUACUGCUCUAGGUUCAAAUGUUUAGUUCAUCCGGCUAAUGGUUAGUGUUAGGAGUGGGUGCAGGCCAGAGGAGGCUAUUGGGAUGAGCUAUAGGAAGGACGGGUUCAUUGUAAUUGCUGGAAUAUUGGAACGGAGUCAAACAUGUGGUUUCCAUAUGUUUGAUACUGUUCCAUAUAUUUCAUUCCAUCCAUUCCAAUGAGCCCGUCCUCCUAUAUCUCCUCCCACCAGCCUCCUCUGGUGUAGGCUAAUCUGAUCCUAGAUCUGUGGUUAAGAACAACUCCUACGUGGACUGUGGUGAAAUAGGAGGAUGGAUGCGGGUGGUCGGCGUAGUGAUGGACGGAUGGAUGUGUGACUUGGAUGGAUGGAUGGAUGGAUAAAGACAGAUGGGUGAUGGUGAGUGAGUAUACACCCCGUAUAGGUUUGAAAAUGCUUUAUUUUUUAUAAUAAAACAGGGUUUCUCAGAUCAACA